Molecule: messenger RNA, 2329 nt
Organism: Penaeus monodon (black tiger shrimp)
Lineage: Eukaryota; Metazoa; Arthropoda; Malacostraca; Decapoda; Penaeidae
Exons: 6
Coding region: 375-2186 (603 amino acids)
Source: RefSeq, a predicted model, not a curated record
AAUAAUAAUCAGAAUCACAAUAUCAUAGAUCUUAGGGUUCUGGUCUUGUGAGACAAAGAAGCACUAUACAGCAGCAAUAAUUCAACUGCAUAGCCAACUUUCUAAUCAAUAUUACUUGGAAUCUCUUUAUAGGGAGAAAUGUUCCAUAAGGGGCCACUACAAAUAAGAUAUGGGAAUCCCAAAGGCCUACAAAUCCUACACAACUGAUGACACAGGAAACAGGGUGAUAAGUUACACAAAGACCUGUCACUUUAUGUACAGAAAAGAGGCACAGAGUAUAAGUGAGGACUAAGAGUGAGGACUUGACCUGUGUACUCCAAGAGCAAAACAAAACAAACAAAGAAAAUCCAAAAAAAAAGAGCAAUGUGGAGAUAAUGAGAUUGAUAUAUAAGCCAAGAACUGUAAGAGGAACAAGAAUGACCAUGAUGUUGACAGCAUUUACCAAGUAUUGCACAGCAUAUUUCAUAAUAUUACUUACUGCUAUCAAUGGUCAAGUCUUUUACAGCUUUGAAAAUGGAACUUGUGCUGAUGAACUUCCAAGUUUCUGCAUUUGCAAUCCACUACAGAUAGUGUGUGACUGCAAAGGAGCUAAUGUGGUGUUUGGAAAAGAAUUUACCAGGCAACAGAGAUUUAUUACCAUGCAAAACUGUCAUCGUCUAUCAAUCAAGCAAAAAAGUUUCUUGAGCAAUGGCCCCUUUGAGGUUGUCCUCAAAAACAUUAGUGAUAUCCGCUUAAUGCCUGAAUCCUUUGCCCUGGAUGUAUUUCGGGAGCCAAGAAUAAACCUCACAGUCGAGAGCUCAUAUCUCCACAACCUACCCACAAAUGGAUUUAUAGGCUCAGAUGUUGAGUCUCGUGUCCUAACAGGAUUAAAGAAAAGGAAACCUCCACAAAUGAUCUUUAAUGUUGAUAAAUGUGUGAUUGACAAAAUAGACCAAGGGGCUUUUGGAGAUUUCACACUGCAAGAUUUCUUUAUUUCUAAUUCAGAAGUGAAAAUGGUUAGCAAAAAUGGCAUCAAUAACCAAUUUUCAGGAAAAUUCAAAAUAACCAAUUCAACACUUGCGUUGGAGGAAAAUGCAAUCAUACUUAAAGAAACUCCAGGAGAUGAUGGAUUACUAAUAAAAAACAAUACUUUUAAAAUUGCUGCACCCUCUUUUCUGCUGGGGAGCAUUAGGAAAGAUGUUUACAUUGUAAACAACACCUUCCCUCCCCUGGCUAAGUCACCCUUCAACCUGAGGGUAGAAGGCCAGGUGCUCCUCAGGUCCAAUACCUUUGCUAACAUCCCAGAGAAUGGUCUGAGAUUCCAGGUCAAAGACAGGAUCAGUAUUGUGGACAACAUUAUUUAUCACCUCCAAGGCAAUGCAUUUCAGCUGAUUGCACCCACAGAUGGAAAGACGUUUAUUUUUCUUGAUGGGAACAUCAUCAAACAGCAUGAUCCAAGGUCACUCUGUAUCAGUAAGCUGUUUAAUGAAGACUUUGUGGUCAUCAAGCACAACAUAUUUCAACAGCAAUGUUCUUGCAAUAUUACUACAGAUAUCUCCAAUAGUUUGGGCUUUGAAGAGGUUAUACUAGAGGAACUCAACCAAGACAGAAUUCAUCAGCAGUGGCUCCAGCAGGGCGAGUGCCUCAAAGAGGCUGGUGGCACAGACCGCCUCCGCAUUGAAUAUUUCCUGGUGCAAUUCUGCUUCAGGAACAACAGGUUGAUGAAUGUGAUGCUUAUUCUCUUUGCUGUCCUUCUCAUUGUUAUUUCCACCUGUGUCAUUGUGGCCUGGCGGAGAAUCAGGCAGAGGAACUUGGCCUCUCACCCAGGGUCUGACUACCAAUCGUUCAGUGCUCCAGCACCCUCCAGCACAGGUCAAGGUGCUUGGGCAAUGGUUCAGCCAGAUCCCAAGAGAUACCAAGAAACAGAAAUACAUAUUGUCUUUGACAAUGCCCAAGAGAUGAAAGACUUUGGCAGAUGUUCUCAAUACAGUGAUGGAAAUGUUUCCACCAGGAGAUUAAAAAGCAUUAAAAGUCAAGACAAUAAGCAUGACAGCAGCACCUAUGACACGAGGGUUGCAGAGAGACAAGAUGAUGGAACUCAAGAAAGCAGCAGAAGAGAAAAGGAUAGCAAAAUCACUGACAGCACAGAGGUGAAACAAGACCAAUAUUUGCGCCAAUCUUGCCCAGCCCUAACUCUCCCUGAUUAAUUGACAGCUGUAAUAAACUGUUCUGGGAUUGACUGCACUGACCAGUUACAUUGCAUGGUAAACAUCUAUAUAUUUUUUUUCUGUUUGUAAGGUGUCUCUAAAAUCCUUACAUAGAUGAUGAAUAAAAAAAACAAUAACUUGUU